Messenger RNA from Schistosoma margrebowiei, 3839 nucleotides. Lineage: Eukaryota; Metazoa; Platyhelminthes; Trematoda; Strigeidida; Schistosomatidae. The record is from the annotation of a GenBank genome assembly.
GUUGUGAGUAGUAUAACAUUAAUGAAUAAUAUAAUAGUAUAAAUUUAACUGUAAGAAAUCAUUGUAUAUAAAUAGUAUACAUGUUUUGAUACUAUACUGAAUAGUCAUAUUCACAUAUAUACUUGAAUGGAAAUCGUCCGAAUAUUUUUGAUAAAAUAUUUACAAUCUACAUAUUGAUUCUUAAUGAAUGCAUCACAUGUAAAUAAUAAUAAUAAUAAUCAUCAUCACAUUAGUAACACUAAUUAUACUACUAGUCAUAGUAAUAACAUCAGUAAUAUUGGAUGUAAUAAACAAAUUUCUAUAGAUUUUCCAACAAAUCCAAUUACUAAAUAUUUUAUUAUUGAGAAACAAACAGCAAGUUGUGGACCAGAAUUAGUAUGGAAAGUAUAUGAUGCUGUACGACGUCAAGAUCAAAAACCAUGUUCUGUAUUUUUAUUUGAUAAGUCAAUUGCUGACAAACUUCAUAAACCUCGAAGACGUGAUAUUGUGACUAGUGUAUUAAAACGUGAUGUACGUUUAUUAACUCAACUUCAUCAUCCUAAUAUGUUGCAUAUUUUACAUCCGAUAGAAGAAACAAGUGAAACAUUAUCAUUUGCAAGUGAACGUAUAUUUACCAGUUUGGCCAAUAUACUGGGCAAUCAUACCAGGCUACAACAAUACGUUAUACAAAGUCUUAAAACAUUUAGAUUCACUGAUAUGGAUAGAAAACUUGGAAUUUAUCAAUUAAAUGAAUUAUUACGAUUUCUACACACUGGUCAAUCAAUGUUUCAUAAUAAUGUUUCACCAUGUUCAAUUUUAAUAACACAUCGAAAUCAAUGGCGACUUGGAUCAGCUGCUUUCAUAGAAUCUACCCGUCUAGAAAAACAUGAUAUAUCUCAAUAUGAAUUAGGUCCUUCACCAUGGACAAGAAAAUGGCCAAAAAUGGCUAGACCAGAUUAUCAUUAUUCAGCACCAGAAUGUUUAAAUCUAACAAAUAAUAAUAAUAAUAUAUCAAGUCCAUUUGCUGGAUUUCUUACUAAAACAUCUACAGAUUUAUAUCAUAUAACUAAUAGAAAUAGUCCAGAUCAUACAAUGGAAACAACAACAACAACAGUUACAUCAACAAUGAAAUCUCGAUCUAAUUUAUCUGAUGAUAUACCUGGACCAUGGUCAGAUAUGUUUUCAUUAGGUUUAAUUAUUUGUGCAUUAUAUACAAAUAAUAGUCCAGCUGAAGGAUCAGUUCAAUGGUUACAAAAUAUAAAAAGACGUGGAUUUGAUAAUGAUUCAUAUACAAAUACAGAGAUAUCAUUUGUAAAUUGUAAAGAAAAUACUAUACAAGAAACUAGUACAGAAUAUCUUCAUGCAAUUCAAUUAAAUCAAAGUACAAAUAUACCUGAAGCAUUUCGAUUGUCAGUAUGUCGUAUGCCUUUAGAAUUAGUUGAGCCUGUGGAAAAAUUAUUAUCAAGGAAUUCACAAAAGAGACCAAGUUCUCAAUUAUUUGCUUUAUUGAAAUUUUUCAACGAUCCUACAAUGUUACUAUUAGAUGGAAUAAUUAAUUUCGAUGUGAAAUCUGAUGAAGAUAGAACAAGAGCAUUACAAAUUUUACAAAAUAAUGCAGAAAAUUUAUCAAAACCAAUUCUUUAUGGUCGAAUAAUGCCUACAUUGAUUGAAUUACAUCAACAGCUAGAAACAAGACAAUUUAAUAAACCAUCUAAUGAUUAUAAUACAACAAUGUUAACAUCUCAUUUCUCUAUAUCACAAGUAUCACAUGAAGAUAAUUUUAUUCAUUUAGAUUCAGUAUUAAUUUCUGGUCUAGCUCAUUUAAUUGAAGUUUGCUCUUCAAUGGAUUAUACAGAUUAUAUUGAGAAAGAUUUAAUAAAUAUCUUUGAUAAAAGUUCAAAUUUAAAAACAAAAAUCUGUUUAGUACGUCAUACACGAUCAUUUUUAAGACAAGUUCCAGACAAUGUAAUUGAACAGUAUAUUUUACCAUUAAUGAAACAAUGUUUAGUAUCAAAUAAUAUUACAGCUCAGAUUGUUGCAUUUAACAAUUUAGAAUUGUUAGUUGGAUACAUUUCAUCUUCAGAUUUAGAGAUUAUUGUAUUACAAAAAAUUAAACAAGCUUUUCAAUAUAAUCAUCAACAGUUACAGUUAGCUUCAUUACAUUGUUUAGUCACUAUACUAACACGUUUAUCAGAUGCAAUUAUUCUGAAUGAUGUAAUACCAUUUCUUUUGACUGUUUCAAAUGAACUCAAAUUAAAUAUAAACAAUAAUAAGUCAACUAAUGAAUGCGCCCAUGAUUUCAAUAUAGAUAUUGUCGAUGAUAAAGCUAAUGAUGAACAUGAUCAAACACAGAGUAAUCGUGUUGAACAACCAAUUUCUGAAUUAUGCAAUGCUUGGAAACAGUUACUGUAUACAAAAUCAUAUUUAUUGGAACCUCAAUUGAUUGUUACCGAAAUUUUUCCAAGUCUACUACCUCAUGUUGUUGAUAAAAAAGUUAGUAUAACUGAGUUUCGUAUAUUAAUGUCUACACUAUAUGCACUACUGGAUCUAUUGGAUAUUCCAAAUGCAGAGAAUGAUGAUUUAACUGAUUCAAAAACACAAUAUCGAACUGUACCGGCACUCACAGUUAAUCCUCCAAGUUUAAGCAGUGGGCAAAUGUCAAAAAGAUCAUCAAAAUGUGAAAAUCUCGAAGAUACAAGAAUGGGUCCAUCAAAAAUUAUUGCUCGAACUGCUGCUUCUUUUGUACCAAUGUUACAUCCAAAUCAAAUUAAAGAAUUAGAAAAUAGUCCAAAUAUUACAAGACGAGCAAGUGCACAUGUUAUCUGUCCACUUCCCCCACAGAACAGUGACUUACGCUUUGAUAAACCAACAAGUGAUAUAAAUUUAUUGGAUAAAAAAAAUUAUACAUCAUUUCUAGGUUUACAAUUACCAAGUGUAUCUAAACUACGUAGACAUAGUUGUGAUGCACAACGUCAAGAGCAAAACACUACAUCACAUUUACAAACAAAUAAAAUAAAUGAUAAUUUAUCUAGACGAAGUAGUGAUCAAUCAUUACAAGAUACUGAUAGAACAAAUUGGUAUACAAUUCCAAAAUCUCGUGGUUUGUUAAAUUCUGACGAGAAAAAUUUACUUACUGCUCAAGUAUGUGAAGGACCAUUUAUUCGUACAUCAAAUAUACAAACAAAAUUGAAUUGGAAUUCAUCACAGAUCAAUGAACCUGUGAAACAAAUCACUUCUAAUAAUAAAUUGGGCAAUGAACUAAAUGUUGAACCUCGUAUAUCAAGACGAUCAAGUUUGAUAGCGAUUGGUGAUUCUGUGAUAAAUCUAUUAACUAAAUAGACAAAGCGAGAGAGGGGGAGAGAGACGGCGAGAAGAGAGUAAUAACUCCUGUAAUGUGUCAACCCAGUAUCCAUGACUUAAAAACAGCAACAUAAAGACCCCCAUCAAACUGGUCAUAUACAAUAAUCGGUCCGAUUGAUCACAUUUCUUUUCUCAUGAUGAUGUAAUCAUAAUCAUUAUCAUUAUAUUUUAUUAUGUUAUUUGAUAAUUCCAUGUAAAUUACAUCAUAUAUUACAACAAUCUACAUGUAUUAUGUAAUUUCUUAUUCAAUACAUCAUUACGUUUUAAUUUCUCCUCCUUUUCCUUUUCUUUUUUGUUUACUUUUUGAAUGUAAUUUCUUUCAUGUUUUUAUUUUUUUCCCGCCCAUUUUGUUUUUAAAAAAUUGCGUUAGAUCAAUAAAAUUAUUUUUCAUUCAGUAAAACAAAAAAGAUGAUUAUAUAUUCCAUUGUGUAUUUAUUUUAUUUUGAUGUAAAUAAUAAUAGAAUAUAUGAAAGGAAUUUGUUUAGAAUGGAACUCGUUCC